AUGCCGCGCAAGAUGGCCACCAGUAUCCAGAAGGUCCGGGCCUUGCAGCAUGGUUUUGAAGGGUCGGCGUCAGAAUUGAACAAGUUGGUUGAAAGCAUUGUGAAGCGCGUCGAGGCGACCGAAGUGGCCUUGAAAGAGUUGCAGAACGCCGCGGAGGUUCACGCGCUCCGAGAUUCACUUCGUGCAGAUCUCCUGGAAGCUCAGCAAGAACGUGUCCAGGAUUUAGAGAGCAAGUUCUUGGAGAAGGAGGAGCAGCGGCGGGCACUACGGGAGGCGAGUUCCGUGCUGGGCAAACUGCAGGAGGAAAAGGCCGUUCGAGAGGAGGCGAUUGCACACAUCACUCAGGGCUUCAAGCGUGGCUGCGCGGCUGUGGGCGAACGCUUCAAAAGGGUGGAGGAAGAGGUCGAGCGCCUGAAGCUGACCGUGGGUCUGCGCAUUGGAGGAGUGCAGAGCGACGGCGACGGCGACAGCGACGGCGACAGCGACGAGGAGACCAGCGCCAACAGCGACGAACCGAAGGAGCAAACCCAACGGCUUGUGGCAAUGGGACCACCCCAAAGAGAAGAGGAGAUUAACGAUGUCCUUCUUCGAGUCGAAAGGCUGGAGAACCAGUUGGGGAGUUUCAACCAUGAGUCGGUCAAUGAGAAGGAGAUUGACCAGCUCCGCUCUCGCCUGACAGCCGCCGAGCAGCAGCAGGUACACGGCCGACAAGCGGAGGAGGUGAAGAUGACCAAAGUCCUUCAGGCGGAGAUGUAA
Molecule: messenger RNA, 756 nt
Organism: Durusdinium trenchii
Lineage: Eukaryota; Dinophyceae; Suessiales; Symbiodiniaceae
Source: the annotation of a GenBank genome assembly